CAGAGGGUAGGUGGGAGGUAAGAAUAUACGAUGACAGGUGCCAUCAGACAACAUAUAUAGAGAUGAGAAGGUCGCAUCAAGAAAUGACAAAGUUGUCUCUCGCCAUCAUUGCAACUUCAGUCCCCUCGUUCAAACAAGACUUUCCACUAGACUUUAGUCCAGAAUAGUCGAUACAAUCAUUUUCCAAGAUGAAGUUUUUCUCAGGUGCAUCACUUGUCGGCCUUCUCGCCACUGGCCUUGCGGACGCGAUAGGAACCAAAGCACCAUUUACUAUCACCAAGUUCAACGCAGGGGCUACUCCGCACUCAUCGGUCGGAUACGUCGAACUCACCUGGUCGUACUCGAAUGGGCUAAAUUCGACAACGUGCUCGGCAAGGCCAGGAACAUACCAAGUCUUCCCUUCAGUUGAGAAGACGGUUUGCAGCGACCCGUUUACAUCUUUCAAUUUAACCAAGCGCUCUGACGGUGGAGCGGACCUAGAGCUUUGGUAUCAGGAGGCGUAUGCCAUCCACACCAUCUCGGCGGAUCAGAUCGUGUGGACGAACCAACAGUCGCCAACCGGGACAGUGCAAGUCUACGCAGGCCCGCAGAACUUCACCGUCAAGGCAAAUUAUCCAGAGACCUAGGUGGUAUGGGUCCUGAGGGUGCUAUUCACAUUCUAUGCAUUGAGCAUUAUAGCAGUAAUAAUGAGAUAACAUUC
This is a messenger RNA of Daldinia caldariorum, 700 nucleotides long. RefSeq lists its product as uncharacterized. The transcript has 2 exons. The record is from RefSeq and is a predicted model, not a curated record. The coding region runs from base 189 to 626 and encodes 145 amino acids. NCBI's taxonomy places the organism in Eukaryota, Fungi, Ascomycota, Sordariomycetes, Xylariales, Hypoxylaceae.